CCAGUGGGGUGAAGCGUCCCAGGUGGCAAUCAACCCAGGCAGGAGGGCCUGGCACGGUCGGAUCCGGGGGCAGCAGGCAGGGGGCAUAACCCAGUGGGUGAACCAGGACGGGCUGGGAAGGUGGUGCCUGAACCAUCUGGCCAAGGGCAGUUGAGGCUUGGGGUCAACUCUCAUGUCCCCAGGGGGCCCCCGAGUAGGCAAGGUCGUCAUGGCUGCUGCCACCAAGCACCUGACACCCGUCACGCUGGAGCUGGGGGGCAAGAACCCCUGCUACGUGGACGACAACUGCGACCCCCAGACCGUGGCCAACCACGUGGCCUUCUUCCACUACUUCAACUCCGGCCAGACCUGCGUGGCCCCCGACUAUAUCCUGUGCAGCCCCGAAACGCAGGCUCGACUGCUGCCUGCCCUGCAGAGUGCCAUCACCCGUUUCUAUGGCGAAGACCCCCAGAGCUCCCCAGACCUGGGCCGCAUCAUCAGUGAGAAGAAUUUCCAGCGGCUCCGGGGCCUGCUGAGCUGUGGCCACGUGGCCAUCGGGGGCCAGAGUGAUGAAAGCGAUCGCUACAUCGCUCCCACGGUGCUGGUGGGCGUGCAGGAGACGGAGCCGGUGAUGCGGGAGGAGAUCUUCGGGCCCAUCCUGCCCAUCAUGACCGUGAGGAGCCUGGACGAGGCCAUCGAGUUCAUCCGCCGUCGGGAGAAGCCCCUGGCCCUGUACGCCUUCUCCAACAGCAGCCAGGUGCCUGGCAGAGACAGGGGGCAGCAUCAAGAAGCUGGCAACACGUGGCUGGCCAACUGUCUGCCCUGGCCGGGGCAGCUCCCGCCUGGACGACGAGACAACCGCGGAAUGGGCAGCUACCACAGCAAGUUCUCCUUCGACGCCUUCUCCCACCACCGCGCCUGCCUGCUCUCCCCCUCGGGCCUGAAGAAGCUCAAGGACAUCCGCUACUCGCCCUUUUCUGCCUGCACACAGCAGCUGCUCAGCUGGGCCUUGGGCAACCAGGGCUGCCUCCUUCUGUGAGCACCCUGUCCAUCUCCAGUGCCCCAUCCCCACGACCCCCCUGUCCUGCUGUUGCCCAGGUGCUCAGUGGCCCCCCAAAGGCUGGUGUCCUGUCCAGGAACACAAAGAUCCUGCUCCUGGGGCUUUGUCUGAACAGACCCCUGGCUGGGCAGGACCUCUGGGACAUUAGUCCAGCCCCUUUCAGGGCCAAAGUCCUCUCUGCAGCCUCCUGACAGAUUUGUUGACCCUCUGCUUGAACAUAUCUGAUGACAGAGAACUUACCCCCAAGGUUGGGCAGCUCUGGUGGUUAGAAAAGACUCCCUCACGUCAGAUCUAAAAAUAAGCUCCCAAAAUACAGAGUGAUUUCUAACAGCUCCAGUCACACCUGGUUUGGGGAGCUGGGUUUGUCUCACCUGAAGUGAUCUGAUCUUGAACUCAGGUCUGGCCAGUCGCUGGUGUUGGCCUGAAGUGCGUUAUUUACAAGGACUCUGAUGGUGUGUGUGGAAUCUAUAGGAAGGAGUGCAAUGGUUGAUUAGUGAUGUCUGCUAUGGGCACAGGACGGGGUUGUGCUCAUGCUGGCCACAUCGCCAUUCCUGCUCUAAUCUCCCAGAGAGAGGUCAGGGCGGGCAGAAUCUAAAUCUGGUCUCUUCAUCUGACACAUGGGAAAACAGAUUUAGAGCCAGGAUAGGGCUGAACUGAGUUUAUACGGUAAAGCAGGGCAGAGCUGAGUGACAGUGGGAUUUAUGGUCUCGUGGCCCUCAUCUGGCUCACACAGAACCCUACCCGUCCCUGCAGUAGCUCCGUCACCUAGAAAGCUUGGGUUUGCGUCAGUCCAUGGCCACAUUGUUACUGGGUGCCUUUGGGCAGGUCCCUUAACUUCUCUGAGCCUUAUCUUGUAGAAUGGGGUUCCCACCUACCUCUUACAGUUGGUGUGAGUGUUAGAUGGAAUCAUAUGUGUCUGGGACCCAGGGGCCCCCACCCCAGACACAGUAGGGUCCACACCCUCAUGUAAGUUAAGCCAGCAUUGGGCAGAGGCCCCGGCUGCAGAGGUGCCCCUGGCCACACACCUCCUAGAGCUUCCCAGGGCUCUGUCACAGUCACAGUUUUUGUGACAGCAGCCUCUGCUUGUCCAGCAAUCAUGGCAUGCUGCUGUCCCCAGGCUUGGGGGUGGUCCCAGGGUCCCUUAGAUGCUGGUUCCACCCUGGGAACAGGCCACAGUCCAGAGUGGGUCAUUAAGAAAAACAACAAUAUGGGGUGAUUCCUCUUCCCACCCCCACCCCAGGACACUAGGCCAGCAAGAAGGAGUGGGCAGAGUGGUCCUGGGGUCAUAAAGGAACACCUGAUAUGAGGGUACUGUGAAAGGCUGACAGGAGGGGGUGAGCAGAGGCCAAAGUGGGACUCAGAACCCGGUCAGGAUGGUAGAGGGACAGGCAGGGGCUCCAAAGCCCCUGGACAGGAACUUCCCUGGCAGUCCAGUGGUUAAGACUCCAUGCUUCCACUGCAAGGGGUGCGGGUUUGAUCCCUGGUUGGGGAACUAAGAUUCCGCAUGUUGCGGUGUGGCCAAAACCAACAGUAGCGGCAACAACAAAAAACAAAGUGGCCCGUGGGUGUGGCUCCCGGGUCACGUGGCUCUCCUGAGCCAAGACUUACGAUUUUGUGGGAUGGUUCAGGUUCUGACCCCGCUCUGGGCCUCCGUUUCCUCAACUGCAGUGAAGAAGUCGGACCUUUGGAUACUCACGAUGCCUCUGCCCUCCAGCAGGCCAGGGUCUGCUGCGCAUGUGUCCGUUCUCCAAGCUUGCACCUGCCCCUUUGCUCCCUUACUCCUCACAGCUGCCCGGACCCAGGAGGGAGCCUCAUUCCCAUUUCACAGGCAGGAGCCAAGGCCCAGAGAGGGCACUGACUCCCCAAGUCACACAGCUUGUCAGGGAGGGGUGUCAGAGCCAGUGGGGGCUGGGGGCCCCCUCUACUUCCUGGGACUCAGAGGUGUGACUCAGCAGGCCCACCUCCAGACUGUUCUCACUGCUGUGGCUCGCACACACGUUGGUACACGCAGCACAGACGUGAAUACACAGAUCCUCAGACACCAGCGCACACACACAUGAGCUUGCACACUCAGUUGGGAUUGGGGGCUGCUGUUCCUGGGAGCUCUUGCCCUGGCUCCCAGAUGCCCUUGCAUUCUAUAAACACUUUCUGAGGGUGUGGAGAAAAGGGGAGCCUCCUAUACUUUUUGUGGGAAUAUAAGUCAGUGCAGCCACUUUGGAGAACAGUAUGGAGAUUCCUUAAAGAAACUAAAAAUAGAGCGACCAUAUGAUGUAGC
Messenger RNA from Aethalodelphis obliquidens (Pacific white-sided dolphin), 3314 nucleotides. RefSeq names its product aldehyde dehydrogenase family 3 member B2-like. The record is from RefSeq and is a predicted model, not a curated record. The transcript has 4 exons. Gene Ontology annotation, cellular component: cytoplasm. Bases 173 to 1018 code for a protein of 281 amino acids. Lineage: Eukaryota; Metazoa; Chordata; Mammalia; Artiodactyla; Delphinidae. Gene Ontology annotation, molecular function: 3-chloroallyl aldehyde dehydrogenase activity; aldehyde dehydrogenase (NAD+) activity. Gene Ontology annotation, biological process: aldehyde metabolic process.